UAUCACUUUGUGCCGCACAGGUUUGGGCAGAAAUCAAAUAUCAAAAUCCUCGCCGGGCCCAUUUACAAGUUGGAGAGGCAUCAUUUUAGGUAUUUUCAUGAACUACACUUCAAUCAGCAAGUGAUUUCCAUGGCGAAGAAGUGUUCUCAUAAAUCCCUAGAAAACCCCUUCUUCAUAUUUUUCUUCGUAGUGAUCUGUUUCUUGACAUUCACAUCCACCCAAGCAAAGAAAUCCCCUCGUCCAAUAACUGAAAGUGAGGUCAAAGAGAAGAAGAACAUAUGUUAUGCAGAUAUCGAAAGUGGAUUGUGGGGUUGGAAGUGUAAGUCAUCAAUGAUAGAGAAAGAAAAUUGUGCAUUGAAAUGUCUGUCUCCUCAAUGUUACGAGCUUGUCUACGAAAGCGAUCCGCUGGAAGAAGGAGAGAAGGAUUAUGCUAGAAGUCAAGAGUACAAGUUUUGCAUGCACAGGAUAUCAAUGGGAGAAAGCCUUGAAGGUAUCAGAGGCUCCUUUGAUGUAUAGGAAUAUCCAAGCUACAUACAAUUACUCUUUCACAACCUUUCUGCUGAAAAUUUUAUGCACGUGUGUAAGUUUGUCACAAUGUAAUGAUACUUUCGUCAUUCAAAUGCUUUUUACAGGUUGAGAGGUCUAGACUCAUGGUUUUGUAUUGUAAAUGUCAUUCUCGAUUCUUGUGUACGGAGGAAUCCUUUAGGAUUCUUAUGAACUGUCAUGAAUCACUUGAUCAAUUGUUCCUAAAGGCAAUCCAUUUCGAAGUAUUGUAUCA
Molecule: messenger RNA, 778 nt
Organism: Papaver somniferum (opium poppy)
Lineage: Eukaryota; Viridiplantae; Streptophyta; Magnoliopsida; Ranunculales; Papaveraceae
Exons: 4
Coding region: 130-516 (128 amino acids)
Source: RefSeq, a predicted model, not a curated record